AGAGAGAGAGAGAGAAUAUUUGUGUGUGUCAAAUAUACCCUUGUUGAAUUAGUAUAGAUAUAGAUACAGAAGAAAUGAAAAAAUGAGGCCAUGUUCAAGAUUCCUUUUUUAUUAUUUCUCUUAGCUCCCAGUUCUUCUGCAACUUGGAAAAAAAUCAGAUCUUUGCUUUAAAUUUGUGGGGUUUGGCCUUCUUAAGUAAUUCAUAUAAUCAAAUCAUUGCAAUGGGGGUGGCUGCAGAUUCUCAGUUUCAUGUUCUUGCUGUUGAUGAUAGCUUGAUUGACAGAAAACUCAUUGAGAGGUUGCUCAAGAUCUCUUCUUUCCAAGUUACUACAGUUGAUUCUGGUAGCAAAGCUCUGGAAUUUCUUGGGUGGAGGCAUGAUGAAGAUGGUGAGAGGAAACACAGCUCUAAUCAGACUUCUGUGGAAGUUAAUCUUGUUAUUACAGACUAUUGUAUGCCUGGGAUGACUGGCUAUGAUUUGCUCAAGAAAAUGAAGGAAUGUUCAUAUCUGAAAAACAUACCAGUGGUGAUCAUGUCAUCUGAGAAUGUGCAAUCAAGAAUCACCAGAUGUUUGGAAGAAGGAGCAGAGGAAUUUUUCCUGAAGCCAGUGAGAUUAACAGAUGUGAAUAAACUGAAGCCACAUAUGAUUAUGAUGAUGAAAAACAAGAAUCAUUUUCAAGAAAAUCAAGAACAUGAUUUUAAAGUUGAGCAAUCAGAUUCUGAUUUAAUCAGAUUACCGACAGAAGAACAAUCUCUGCAGCAACACAACAGCAAUAAUAAUAAUAAUAAGAGGAAAUCAAUGGAUGAUGGUCUUCCACUAGACAGAGCUAGGCCCAGAUACAAUGGUGCUCUUACUGUUUUGUCCAAUUAAUGCCUGACACGUCAUCCUUUUUUUUUUUUGAGUAGUUAGUACAAGGAGAAAAUGUAUAUGUAUAUAUAUAUAUGAGGUGUUUGAUUUUCUAUAAUGGCAUUUGGGCAUAUUUAUAUUUGGUAUUCAAUGUUGAUAUGCAUAUUUGGCUCUAGCUCGAGCUCGAUUAGAAGC
Messenger RNA from Erythranthe guttata (spotted monkey flower), 1040 nucleotides. Its product is annotated as two-component response regulator ARR9. Gene Ontology annotation, biological process: phosphorelay signal transduction system; cytokinin-activated signaling pathway. The record is from RefSeq and is a predicted model, not a curated record. NCBI's taxonomy places the organism in Eukaryota, Viridiplantae, Streptophyta, Magnoliopsida, Lamiales, Phrymaceae.